CACGGUGUCUUGUCCAAAGAGUUUGUGGAGCUGAUGGGUCACUGUAACACCAUCCAGGCCCAGUACAGAGACCGCAAUGUGGAGAGGAUACAGAGGCAACUCAAAAUCACCGGAACCAACGUGACAGACGAGGAGCUGGAUACUAUGCUCGAGAGUGGGCAGACGGAUGUUUUCACACAAAAUAUCCUUAUUGACGCUAAAGCUACAAAGCAGGCUCUGAAUGAAAUUGAGUCCCGACACGAUGAGAUCCUGAAGCUGGAGAAGAGCAUCAGAGAUCUGCACGACAUGUUCCAGUACCUCGCCAUGGAGGUGGAGGCUCAGGGGGAGAUGGUCAACCGGAUUGAAACCAACAUCAACCAGUCUUCAAACUAUGUGGAGAAAGCAAAGGACAACACAGCGAAAGCUGUAACAUAUCAGCAGAAAGCACGCAAGAAAAAGAUUUGGAUCGCGAUCUGUUUGGCCAUCCUCAUCCUCAUCCUAGUCAUCUCAUUGGUCUCCACCUUCGGCUCCUAACUCCAGGCAGUGAGAGUUGGCUGUAGACCUGUGUGGCAGAAGCACAUUCUGGGUUUCAUGUAAAAAAUAUUCAUAAUUUAGCAUGUACGGGUGAAUUAAGAGAGCAUAUUAUGUGUUAUCAUCCCUCUGCAUUUGUUAUUUUCACAUUUUAUAUUCCUCUAAUCCUCCUAAUAGGACUUUUGUUUUUUUAAAGAGAUGUGCUUUCUGUUGUUUUAACUUUCAAAUGACUACAAUCUUGCCUACAUUUCAACUUCCACUCAAGAGGUAGCGCUGCUGGUUUAUGGAGUCCCCCGGUCAGAUUCUGGUCUGCAACACAAAGACCAGGACAAUGUAUGAACUGUUACGUCAGCCCCUCUUCCCCUCCUAAAUAGAAAAAAGAGGAAAUAAGUGGCCUUGAGAAAGGCACAAUACAGUAUUGAAAUCCAACAUUGCGCUGUUCAUACUGUACUCAGGAAACUGUGCGUUCUUGUUACCUUGUUGUUUCUGGAUCAAUUGGAGACGUAAAUAACAAUUGUAAUAGAUUAGGGCUUUCUUUUAUAGGAAUAUAGUAAAUAGACUAAUAUAAAUGUACAUAACCUAUAAUGCUGGUGAUUAUGACAUUCUUUAUGCAGAUGACUUUUUUUUAAACUUGAAAGUUGUUUCGUUACUGCCUACAUGUAACAAGUGUAAAUACAGAUCUUUUUUUUGUGAAACAGCCCCCCCCCCUUCCCCUCCCUCCCACCAUCCCCUCCCUUUAUCUUAAUCUUACGUGUGUCUGCACUGCAAUAAAAAGGCCUACGGCCCACUUUUAUUUGUCCUACCAGUCUGUAUUUAUGAUUUGAACAAUGUUGUGUAAGCUGCUACGAGAUAAUUCUGCAACAACACAUAAUGAAGCCUUUUCAAAACGGUGCCUUCUUCUUUAUGUACACGUCAACAGCUCAAGUUGAGUUUGUGAUGUUGAGCACUAACAUUGUAAAAGAUGGAGUGAGUUUUUUUUUUUUUAUUGUUUAUAUUUGUUUGUAUUCAAACUGCAGUCUUUCAGCUGGGAGUUCUUGCAUCUUAGCCUGACACGUAUACUCUUUAGACUUUAUUUUUCCUUCACUUGUUUGUCACAUUGUGCAAAGUCUCCAUUUGUCCUGCUAGUUUUGCGACUUAAAUUCAAUUCUGUGGGGAAAAAUUGGAAAGAAGUGAACCCAGAAACCAAUUUAUGGAGACAAACGGUACCUGCUGUCCACUACAACAUGACAAAUGUGUAACGAAAAGUAAACCAAACCCGUUUUAUUGUUGUCCAGUACUCAUUCAAGUCUCCUUUGGAAACAAAAGCUGCCUGUCUGCACAGUUACGAGCAGAAAAAGAAUGACUUUGCUACUGUGUAAUAUUAUGGCUGUUGAAUUUUGCAUCACAUUUAUUUUAAUAUAGAUUUGUUUUUAAAAUAAAGUACUGCCAUCGUCUAUUA
Micropterus salmoides (largemouth bass) is the source of this 1948-nucleotide messenger RNA. RefSeq names its product syntaxin 4 (gene stx4). Gene Ontology annotation, cellular component: endomembrane system; plasma membrane; SNARE complex. Gene Ontology annotation, biological process: intracellular protein transport; exocytosis; vesicle fusion. Gene Ontology annotation, molecular function: SNARE binding; SNAP receptor activity. NCBI's taxonomy places the organism in Eukaryota, Metazoa, Chordata, Actinopteri, Centrarchiformes, Centrarchidae. The record is from RefSeq and is a predicted model, not a curated record.